AUGACAGCCCGCCAGCGACGACCCUCCAGCGACAACCCUCUUCAACGAUCCUCGCCGGACGACCCUCAAGCUACAACCUUCCAGCGACACCCUCCAAUCAACAACCCUCCAGCGACAAAGCCUGCAGCGGAGCCCUCCAGAGACAGCCUUCAAGCGACACCCCUCCAGAGGCAAGCCCCAACCACCAAAACUCCAGCGAGAACCCUCCAGCAAGAAUCCUCCAACGACAGCCCGCCAGCGACGACCCCCCAGCAAGAACACUCCAGCGAUAGCCAUACGUCGACAGCCAUACGUCGACAGCCUCCAGCGACAACCUCCAACCGGCAACUCUCCAAUCGACAACACUCCAGCGACAGCCAUACGUCAACAGCCUCCAUCGAACUCAGGUCCACUCAUGAUCUUGUCGUCUGGCUUCCUGUCUCUCAGUUCACCGCCACGCACAGCUCGACGGGAGCCAGCACUUGGCCCUUGAUCCAAUGCAGGUAA
This is a messenger RNA of Zymoseptoria tritici IPO323, 486 nucleotides long. RefSeq lists its product as uncharacterized. The transcript has a single exon. Bases 1 to 486 code for a protein of 161 amino acids. NCBI's taxonomy places the organism in Eukaryota, Fungi, Ascomycota, Dothideomycetes, Mycosphaerellales, Mycosphaerellaceae. The record is from RefSeq and is a predicted model, not a curated record.